UUUGUGAUUAUAAAACCUCCAUGAGAACAAUAUUGAAAGUCGCGUAGACGCUGCCGUGGUGAGUGGAUGUAUUUGUAGAAUAUUUAUUUUUAAUAUUCUCGCGUAUUUAUCAAAAAUAGAAAGAACGUGACAGAAUGUCUGUCACUAAUCUUAAUUCUCAGCAAGAAUACGAAAAUUAUGUUAAGUCACAAGAUCUUUCUGUCAUUCAUUUCUACGCACCAUGGGCUGAUCAAUGUUCGCAGAUAAAUGAUGUGAUCGAAGAAAUGAGCAAACUAACCGAGUAUAAAGAAGUUAAAUUUGCUAAAAUUGAAGCUGAAAAGAUUCCUGAUGUAUCUUUAAAAGCUGGUAUCAGUGCAGUACCGACAAUUAUUUUUACAAGAAAUGAUACUAUACUCGAUAGAGUCGAUGGAGCCAAUCCUUCAGCUAUAGCAGAUAAAAUCAAACAUCAGUUGUCCAAAAAAGAUUCCAUUUCAAUUGAAACAUAUAAACCAAAAGAAAAUCUUGAAGAAAGAUUAAAAAAGUUAAUAAAUCAAGCACCUUGUAUGCUAUUCAUGAAAGGAUCUCCGAUAAAUCCACGUUGUGGAUUUUCUCGAACAAUAGUUUCUAUUUUAGAUUCUUAUAAAGCAGACUAUCAAUCAUUUGAUAUUUUACAAGAUAAUGAUGUUAGAGAAGGACUUAAAAAAUUUAGUGAUUGGCCUACAUAUCCUCAAUUGUAUAUAAAUGGAGAACUUAUUGGAGGAUUAGAUAUUAUAAAAGAAAUGAGUGAAUCUGGAGAGCUAGAAAAUAUGUUGCCUAAGAAGAGUUAAUAAGAGUUUAAAAAAAAAUGUAAAUGAUGGAAAAUAUCUUUCAGUAAUGUGAGAAUAUGAAGAACAUUUGUAAUUCCACUGGAUUCGGAAUCAAGUUGUAAUUGGCUAAUGCAAAAUUUUGCAAUAUGUGGUGUAGCUGGAUGAUAUUGUGGUGGAUUAUCAACUUUCAUGAUAUCACUUCCUAUAAUUAUCAUAAUAUUAGAAUUUAUCAAAAUUUAUUU
Molecule: messenger RNA, 1027 nt
Organism: Apis florea (little honeybee)
Lineage: Eukaryota; Metazoa; Arthropoda; Insecta; Hymenoptera; Apidae
Gene: Grx3
Product: Glutaredoxin 3
Biological process (GO): intracellular iron ion homeostasis
Cellular component (GO): cytosol; nucleus
Source: RefSeq, a predicted model, not a curated record